GGGCACUGGGGCGCCGAGGAGUCAGAGCCCGGCGCUUCAUCUGGGCUUGGGGGAGGCAGUGGCGGCUGAGGGAAGGAGGAGGAUAAGGAGGAGGAACGAGGCCAGCAGGAGGCAACGGCAGCGACGGGGCCGGGGUGAUGGUGCAGGUGCCCGGGGUCGGUGCGGAGCUGCCGGGCUGAGGGACGCCUGGUCCAGGGUCCGCAGCGCCGCCGCGUCGCUCCAGGGCGGGCGGGCGGGAAGAUGCUGAGCAGGUUGAUGAGCGGCAGCAGCAGGAGCCUGGAGCGCGAGUACAGCUGCACCGUGCGGCUGCUGGACGACAGCGAGUACACCUGCACCAUUCAGAGAGAUGCCAAAGGCCAGUACCUGUUUGACCUUCUUUGCCACCACCUGAACCUACUUGAGAAAGACUAUUUUGGUAUCCGCUUUGUAGACCCAGAUAAGCAGCGGCAUUGGCUGGAAUUUACAAAGUCUGUGGUGAAACAAUUGAGAUCCCAGCCUCCAUUCACCAUGUGCUUCCGUGUGAAGUUUUAUCCUGCAGACCCUGCUGCUCUGAAAGAAGAAAUAACCAGGUAUUUAGUCUUCCUACAGAUCAAAAGGGAUCUCUACCAUGGCCGACUCCUCUGUAAAACAUCGGAUGCUGCCUUGUUAGCAGCUUACAUCCUUCAAGCGGAGAUUGGGGAUUAUGACUCAGGGAAACACCCUGAAGGCUACAGCUCCAAGUUCCAGUUUUUCCCUAAACAUUCAGAGAAGCUGGAAAGGAAAAUUGCCGAGAUUCACAAGACAGAACUCAGUGGUCAAACACCAGCAACAUCAGAGCUGAACUUCUUAAGAAAAGCACAGACAUUGGAAACAUAUGGAGUAGAUCCUCACCCAUGUAAGGACGUGUCAGGAAAUGCUGCAUUUCUGGCCUUCACUCCUUUUGGGUUUGUUGUUCUUCAAGGAAACAAGAGGGUCCACUUCAUUAAAUGGAAUGAGGUGACCAAGCUGAAAUUUGAAGGAAAGACUUUCUAUUUAUACGUAAGUCAGAAAGAGGAAAAGAAAAUUAUUCUUACAUAUUUUGCUCCAACUCCUGAAGCGUGUAAGCACCUCUGGAAAUGUGGAAUCGAGAACCAAGCCUUCUACAAGCUGGAGAAGUCAAGCCAAGUCCGCACAGUGUCCAGCAGCAAUUUAUUCUUUAAAGGGAGCCGGUUCCGAUACAGUGGCCGAGUUGCAAAGGAAGUCAUGGAGUCAAGUGCUAAGAUCAAACGGGAGCCACCGGAAAUACACAGAGCAGGGAUGGUUCCCAGCCGGAGCUGUCCCUCCAUAACCCAUGGCCCAAGGCUGAGCAGCGUCCCCAGGACCCGCAGAAGAGCUGUUCACAUCUCCAUCAUGGAAGGCCUAGAGUCCCUACGGGACAGUGCCCAUUCCACGCCAGUGCGUUCCACUUCCCAUGGGGACACCUUCCUGCCUCACGUGAGAAGCAGCCGGACAGAUAGCAAUGAGCGCGUAGCUGUGAUUGCAGACGAGGCCUACAGCCCUGCAGACAGCGUGCUGCCCACCCCUGUGGCUGAGCACAGCCUGGAGCUGAUGUUGCUUUCCCGGCAGAUCAAUGGAGCCACCUGCAGCAUCGAGGAGGAGAAGGAAUCUGAAGCCAGCACCCCAACUGCUACAGAGGUGGAGGCCCUUGGGGAAGAGCUGAGGGCCCUGUGUCAGGGGCACAGCGGGCCCGAGGAGGAACAGGUGAAUAAGUUUGUUCUAAGUGUCCUCCGUUUGCUCCUUGUGACCAUGGGACUCCUCUUUGUUUUGCUCCUCCUCCUGAUCAUCCUUACUGAGUCUGACCUUGACAUUGCCUUUUUCCGCGAUAUCCGCCAGACCCCCGAAUUUGAACAAUUCCACUAUCAAUACUUUUGUCCCCUCAGGCGAUGGUUUGCCUGCAAAAUCCGCUCAGUGGUGAGCCUGCUCAUUGACACCUGAGAAGGCAUGACUCCUCCCAAAAACUAGCCAGGUGGACCAAGGAGCCCGGCUACCCAUUCCCAGCAAUGGGACCCAUCGCGGAACCAUCGGCACAUAUACCAAGUCCUCCUCUCAUGACUCAAAGUCCACUGCAGCCUAGGAGGGUGUUUCCCAGAGGAAGAAAGGGAUAGGCUCACGCCCUGUCUAAACAAACUGGGAAAACUCAUUUUCUUCAGAAGUUAUUUCAAGAAAGGCUCAGCGACUCUGUUUCUCAUCUUUCCAAUUUGCAGGAUAAUUUUUGGGUUUGAAUUUUGAUUUUUCAUAGAUGUGUAUUAUUUUGAAGUAUCAAAAAUAAUUUAUUUUACUAUUACUGAUUAUUGCAGUAGUGUCACCUAGCAGAGGGGACACUAGUUGAAGACUAGAGAGCUGCUGUCCUCUGUAUUCUGCAGGAGCUUUUCCUGCUGGUGCCACUGGGUUCCAGUAGACUCAUCACUGCAGCCUCAGCAGGGCAGGCCAGGGAUAUGGACAAUGGGGACUGUUUUUUUUGUUUUUUUUUUUGUUUUUUUUUUGCCAGCCAGAACUUUUAAAAAAGUAAACAUCCAUGUAGAAUGAUUAAAUGGAAAGUUGCUUCUUAUGAUGGUCUGAGUUGGAUUUUCUUUUCCUUUUGUUUUUUCAAAUCUGAGCAGAGUGGGCAUCUGAAGGGACCACCGCUACAGCAGCAGCAGCAGCAGGGGUGGGGUAAGUCUGUCCCCUUAGUCUAGAGCCUAGUGGGCAUCACCAUAGUUUUGUAUAAUGAAACUAGACUUAACAUGAUUUUUUUUUCUGAAGAACCUCAAGACUUUUAUAGUGCUCCAGGGGCGUUAAACGAAUUCAGUGGUACCAGAGAUAGUUCCGUCAGAAAUGUUGGACAAAGUGUGGUUAAGAGAAAGCAGUUACCUGAGAGACUGUUGAGAUUUGGAGAGCAGUGCUUAUUUUAUAUACACCCCCCUGACCCAAAGACUAUUUCAAUUUAUAUUUUAACAACGAAAUGUUAUUUUCUUAACAAUUCAUAUUUUCUUUUUACUUUAUGGAUUAAGAAAAUAGAGCCUGAUGAACUAAACGAUGCAAGAAAGAAACUGAUCCCGAGAAUGAAAAGCUUCAGAAAAUAGAAUUCCAAGAUCAACAGCCUUAGAAGGGACCAGGAAAAGAAUCUUUUAAAAUAGGAUUUCUAAGAGAUGCCUACAAAACACAGAAUGUGACCGUGGCAGAGACCAACACUUAGAUGUAGAAAUGCUGCCCCCUAGGGUCAUCCUCUGCAUAAGUUCUAGGAAAGCAUCACCAUCCUUACAGAGGGAAGUCCUGGAAGCACGCAGAAGCACAGGCAUAUGAAGGGCGAGUGUGGGAUCCUAGGCCCAAGCUCUUCAACUCUAAAACCAAUCACACACAAGAUCCUGUUUUCAUCUCAGGGAGAGAUUUCUAAGUCAUCUGGGGCUUGAGGGCUUAUUUAACGAUGGUCAAUGGACACAUUCCUGGACCCACACAAAAGUAGAACAGCUGCUGAUACCCUAAUUGGACAGCCCCAAAUGCAGAACAGAACGCGUCACUUGUAGACUUGACCUCCCCUGUUUUGUCCCCUGAGAUGGUAGAACCAGGUCCAUGUUUAGAAUAUGACAACUGUGGAAUAAUUGGGGUUCUUAGGGAGAGAUCUGCAUAAUUUUAAAGACAUCCUUUCAUCUAGACCAGAGGUCAAUAAACUUAUGUAAAGUGCUACACAGUAAAUAUUUUGGUUUAGCACGCCAUACUCUGUCACAACUGCUCAAUUCUGCCAUCACAGCACAAAAACAACCAUAGAUAAUUUGUAAAUGAAGGAACAUGGCUGUGUUCCAAUAAAACUUUAUGAAAACAGUGAACUGAAUUUGGCCUACAGGCCAUAAUAUGCCAAUCCUGCUCCAGACAAUAAAACUGAUCCUUACCAGUAUGUUAGCAGAAGAGGGUCAGUCAGCUGUUUCCAUGCCUGACAUGUAUCAAAGAUCUGGGACCUCUUCCCAGUGGAGGCACCAGGGUUGCUUGUUUAAAGGGUGCUUGAACAACUAACCAGCAAAGAGAUGUCUGAUGCCAAAUGGGCAAGAUCAAAUACUGUAAUGCUAAAACACAGCUGGAAUCUAAGAAGGAAAGAGGGCUUCUCUGACCAUUUUCAUACCAGCAACAAUUUAGCAGAAUUAUAAACAUCUAUUUAACGAGUGACAAUACAAACCGAAGGAGAUCCUAGUAGAGAUUAGGGGUCAGUUAAAAUCAACUAGCCACUGCCACUUGUCAUCUACAUAGCAAAGGCUUUAUUUAGCACAGGACUAACGGGAAAAGUAGACCCAGAGAUGAAAAGGCUGUCAGGAGACAGGGGGCUGGUGUCCACCUGGAUAUCUACUGUCUUAUGCAACAUAGAAGAUUAACUUUUAGUGUAGUGCUCCUACCUCAGUUUGUAGAAUCUGGUGUUUCUAUGCAGUGAGUGAUAGCCUCAACUCUGACCUUUCAUAUUCACAUUAGAGACAGAUGCAGUAUUCCAUAUCCUAUUAUGUUCCUUGUGUCUAGAGUUCUAACAGUACAGUAGUCUAUGCCAUUUCUAACAGCUAAAUUUUGCUCUCUAAACAAAAUUUAGGGUUGUUUUUUUCCAGGGCUCAUCCCAGAAAAUAUGGAUAGAAAAGUUUCCUUCAGUUUGCUUUUCAAAUAGUGCUUGAAUAAUAAACCUCCUUUGAUUGGUGACUAGUCUUUUUCGGUGUAUCUCCACAUUAAAAAUUGUUCAAGUUUUUAACCUGGUUAUACUGUGUUCUAACAUGUCUCUCAUUUUCUCUCAAAAUUAUUUUAUCUCAUUGUAAAAAAAGCAAUGGUUUUCAUAGCUUCAUCUAUCAGGAAAUAAAACUCUUACUAAAGAAUAGCAUACUGCAUCUUUAAGCAGCAGAGGGUGAACUACCUGCAAAUGUGAAUUUCUUAGAUUCAUUUAAAAAUAUAUAGUUGUUAACCUUCCGUGUGCCAAAAACUCUUAAGUUACAUUUUCCUUCAAAGCAAUGUACUUUUUUUCUACAUAUGCAGUAUGUAGUUAGCAUAAAAUCAUUGGUGCCAUGAAGAUUAUUUUUAAACUUAAAUAAAUAUUUAAAUAUCAUA
Messenger RNA from Nomascus leucogenys (northern white-cheeked gibbon), 5067 nucleotides. RefSeq names its product FERM domain containing 5 (gene FRMD5). Gene Ontology annotation, molecular function: cytoskeletal protein binding. NCBI's taxonomy places the organism in Eukaryota, Metazoa, Chordata, Mammalia, Primates, Hylobatidae. The record is from RefSeq and is a predicted model, not a curated record. Gene Ontology annotation, cellular component: cytoskeleton.